AUGUUGAUUGCCCACUUCGUCCCUGCAAUGAAGACCCUAAAAUAUGCACUAAAUGCUCGGAAUCUGACACACAUUCAAGUUUCCACCCCACACGCUCUAGCCAUGCUAUUUGUCUCAAACCCUCCCUCUGCAGGUCAAUUCCGACAAGGCCUUGACAAGGUUGUGCUAACCCCCAUGAUAGCAUUUUUGCGUCAAACACGAACACCCUUCAUGAUCAACCCCUACCCUUACUUUGGCUUUGGGCCCAAAACCCUUGGCUGGGCACUUUUCAAGAGAAAUUCUAUCGAAUUUGACCAUAUUAGUGGCAAGUAUUACACUAACAUGUUUGAUGCACAAAUAGAUGCAGUAUACUCAGCACUGAAGCGUUUGGGUUUCGGCGAUGUGGGGUUAGCAGUGGCAGAGACUGGGUGGCCAUCGGCUGGAGAGGCACACCAGCCAACAGCCAACCUGAGGAAUGCAGGAUCUUAUAAUCGGAAUUUGAUACGACAUAUCAUGUCAGGAGAAGGCACACCACUCAUGCCCAGGCGUCGAUUUGAGACAUAUAUAUUUGCAUUGUUCAAUGAGAAUCAGAAGCUAGGCUCGCUUGCUGAGCGCAAUUUUGGUUUGUUCAGGCCAGACAUGGCGCCAGUUUACAAUUCCGACAUUAUGCGAGAUCAAGUAAGUUCCAUUUUCAUUAUAAUUUCUAGUUAUUUAGAAGCCUCCUAGCCCGUCCAU
Amborella trichopoda is the source of this 714-nucleotide messenger RNA. Its product is annotated as glucan endo-1,3-beta-glucosidase. The record is from RefSeq and is a predicted model, not a curated record. Lineage: Eukaryota; Viridiplantae; Streptophyta; Magnoliopsida; Amborellales; Amborellaceae. Gene Ontology annotation, molecular function: hydrolase activity, hydrolyzing O-glycosyl compounds. Gene Ontology annotation, biological process: carbohydrate metabolic process.